Molecule: messenger RNA, 690 nt
Organism: Spodoptera exigua (beet armyworm)
Lineage: Eukaryota; Metazoa; Arthropoda; Insecta; Lepidoptera; Noctuidae
Source: the annotation of a GenBank genome assembly
AUGGAAGGCGCCAGAUGCGGUGUUUUGAAUGGAUUUAGUGAAUUGCGGUACAAGUGUGCAAUUUUGGUGAUCACUGCUGAGGCGUAUCGAACGAAACCGAGGACGGUCGCUGUAUUUUUGUGCGCGGUGAGCCUCGCCGCCGCUGGUCAACUGUUGGAAUCUAUUGAGCCUGCAUACAGUUCAGCUCCUGCAGUCUCCUCCGUGUCUUUCACAUCUCACACGUCUCACUCACCCGUCUCAUACGCAUCAGCUCCCGCCUACACUAGUUACGAAAGCGCACCUAUUGUAAAGUCCUACGAAACACCGGCCUAUACUUACUCCACUCCAAUCAUUGCCAAGACCUAUGCGGCUCCCGCAGUUACCUACUCAGCUCCAGUCUACGCCAAGUCUGUUUCUUCAGCUAUAUCUUACUCAAGCCACUCUGCUCCUUUGACCUAUGCCGCAGCUUCUCCUCUCCUUGCCAAGACCUACACCGCUCCUGGCUACACGACUUACUCUUCCUCUCCUAUCGUAGCUAAAGCGAUUGCCCCAGCGGUUUCUUACUCUUCAUACUCAGCCCAUUCAGCUCCUAUUGCAUACGCUGCUGGUCCCGUAGUUACUAAGUCCUAUGCUAUCCCUGAUGUAGCUACGUAUUCCACUGUCCCUGUACUAAAAUCUGCAGUGACCUACGGCGCCAACUACGGUUGGUGA